Messenger RNA from Vitrella brassicaformis, 1666 nucleotides. The record is from the annotation of a GenBank genome assembly. Lineage: Eukaryota; Vitrellaceae.
UCAGCCGCCGCUCUCCGCCUCAGCUACGGCAUCCUCACCUGCCGAGUGCACCACACAUACACAGACAUGGAUUUGAUGGCCUCUGUGGUGUGGUGUGUGUGGCUGUGUACCUCCGUCGCCCUCUCCGCUGCCGUCAUCCACAUCGUCACCCUCAUCGCCAUUCUCAUCGUCGGAAUCUGCAGACCACACAGACACAGAGAAGGCACGUCUUCCAUCCAUCCAUCCAUGUGUGUGUGCGUCUGUCAGUACCAUCGUCGCCAUCGUCAUCAUCCUGCUGCUGCUGCUGCUAUUGUUAUACUUGUCCGUCUAAGACGUAUGGCGCCACCGCCCCCAACGCCACACGACCCAGCUGAGUGGUCAACGGGAAGCGGUGCUUGAAGGCACCACUACCACACACAGCCGCCUCAGUCGUGUAGACACUAACCCAGACUGCACACAAGGGGACGGAGAACACUGAUGACAUUGACAUGCAGAGCUCCCUCUCUGUGACUUUGACCGGUGUUGUUCGCUUAUCUGGUGAUGCAAAUCCAUGCGACGAAGGGAUGACUGCUGUUGGUCAGCACCAGCCGUCGCUCAUCACCGUGCAGCCCGAGUGUCGUGGUGCAGCCGGCCACUGGUGUAUGGGGCGACUCGGUCAGCAGGUCAUUCAGACGGCCGCCACCGACGUACCUGAACCGACCACAGGCGCACACACAGUCAACAGCGCAUCUCUGUCAGCUUUAGUGCCAUUGAUGUGUUCUCACCUGUUGAGUGCGAUCGACAUCUCAUUGGUCUGGUGAGUCUCGCCGAAGUGGGUGAGGACCAUGUACUUGGCCAACGACGACAGUGACGCGUCGGUGAACGGGCCAUCACCGGUCGACGACCAUCCACUGUCCUCGGGCGAGUAGAGGAUGCUGCUGCGCACCGGUGGGUCGUGUGGCUGUCGGUGCUGCAGGAACAGGUGGUUGGCAGGGAGGGGCGGGUCGACCUCCAGCCGGAAGCCGGGCUCGUCUUUGAUGGCCCGCACCUCACCAUUGUGCUGGAACAGCUGGAGGCAGCUGCCGACACCGAAGUGGAUGUGGUGGCCGACCAUCUUGAGCUGCGCCAACACACGGGGAGCCGACACAUACGCCUACACACACGACCACACACACACAGACAGCGAGAAUGAGGCCCUCUCCCUCCCCUCCCCGCCCCUCUCUUUGCUGGCUCACCGUUUUUUUGUGUGUGUGUUGAUGUCAUCGGCUGUGAGGAUGACAGGCAGGUCACAGCUGCCGCACUGCCCCGCCAGCUCAAUCACCACGCCGAUCUCCACCCAGCCCCCCUCCUCCACCACACACACAGCCGCCAGCAGAUCAUGUGUGCCGAACUGGUCGUCGUCGAACCGCAGCAGCUGCACUUGCUGCCCAUUCACCGCCCGCCGCAGCCCCGCCUGUGAGCCCAGCGAGUGGCAGAGCCGAUCUCUCAGCUGUGCCGCUCCGAAGAGCUCUCUGAUCCACGUGCAGGUGGCCCUCAGCCGCAGGAUGUCCUUGAUGCUGCUGAAGAGGUAGAAGGUGCGGCGGCCGACGAAGAUAUACGAGAAGGGGUGCUGCUGCUGCUGCUGCUCUGGUGGCUGCAUCUGGGUGGCUAUGAUGUGCUCGACGACAGCCUGCACAGAUCGACAGAGCCGACAGAGGAUCGUGUGCAU